Larimichthys crocea (large yellow croaker) is the source of this 4630-nucleotide messenger RNA. Its product is annotated as serine/threonine-protein kinase 35. Gene Ontology annotation, molecular function: protein kinase activity; ATP binding. Gene Ontology annotation, cellular component: nucleus; cytoplasm. Gene Ontology annotation, biological process: protein phosphorylation; negative regulation of G2/MI transition of meiotic cell cycle. The record is from RefSeq and is a predicted model, not a curated record. Lineage: Eukaryota; Metazoa; Chordata; Actinopteri; Sciaenidae. The transcript has 3 exons. The coding region runs from base 191 to 1402 and encodes 403 amino acids.
UAUACUGUAGGGCUCUUUCCUCAGCUCCCUCCCCCUCCUCCCCCUCAGCACACAGUGCGGACCCGCUCUCUUUCCUGUUUUCUCCAUUCAAAUAAAGCACAGCGAGGAGCUGCGUGGACGCUGCUGACGCUGACAACAUGUGGACACGUUGUUAUUUAAUGUUUCAGUCGUGAAGGGGUCACGGGGACGUAUGGAUACAGUUGGUGGUGACAACUGGCGGAGACGCACGAGGAGCGCGCGAGCCAGCUGCAGACAACAAACCGGAGCGCGAGCUGACGAGUCCAAUGUGCUGCGGUGUCUCAGCGUGGGGAACACGGAAGACGAACAUGACAUGAAGGGGGACACCGGCUCUUUCAAGAAGGACAACCUGGAGCUAAAGGUCAUGGCGCCCCGCUACAGCCUGCUGCGGGAGGUGGGAAGGGGUACGUACGGCGUGGUGUACGAGGCGGUGGCCCGGAGGUCCGGGGCUAAAGUUGCGGUGAAGAAACUGCGUUGCGACGCACCGGAAAAUGUGGAGCUCGCGCUGCAGGAGUUCUGGGCGCUGGCGAGUUUGGAGAAACGGCACCAAAAUGUGGUGCAGCUGGAGGAGUGCGUGCUGCAGAGGAACGGCAUGGCCCAGAAAAUGAGUCACGGGAAUAAACGGUCCAAACAGUACCUCCGUCUGGUGGAGACGUCACUCAAAGGUGAGAGAGUGCUCGGUCCUCCAGAGGAGCCUUGUUACCUCUGGUUCGUCAUGGAGUUCUGUGAAGGCGGUGACCUGAACCAGUUCAUCCUGUCUCGGCGGCCCGACUCACAAACCAACAACAGCUUCAUGCUGCAGCUCACCAGUGCCGUUGCUUUCCUGCACGAAAAUAACAUUGUCCACAGAGACCUCAAACCUGACAACAUCCUCAUCUCUGAGAAGUCAGGAACUCCAGUUCUCAAGGUGGCCGACUUUGGCCUGAGUAAAGUUUGUGCAGGUUUAGGAAACACCAGUGAGGGCAAAGAAGGAGAAGACAAGAACAAAAAUGUCAAUGUCAACAAGUUCUGGUUGUCAUCCGCAUGUGGAUCAGACUUCUAUAUGGCUCCUGAGGUGUGGGAGGGCCACUACACGGCUAAGGCUGACAUAUUUGCCCUGGGUAUCAUCAUCUGGGCCAUGUUGGAACGAAUUACUUUCAUUGACGCUGAGUCCAAGCGGGAGCUGCUGGGUACAUAUGUGAGACAAGGAACAGACAUUGUGCCGGUGGGUGAGGCGUUGCUAGAGAAUCCAAAGAUGGUAUUGAACAUCCCCCAGAAACGUAGGUCAUGCAUGUCUGUUGGAGUGAGGAAGCUGCUGCAGGACAUGCUCGCUGUCAACCCUCAGGACCGGCCAAAUGCUUUCGAGCUGCAGGCCAGAAUGGACCAGGUUAUGUGUGCUGCAUGACCCUCAACCAGAGCAGUUUUACAGACUCGUGUUUCUACCUGGAGCUGCUACAUCAGAGAGAGAUAGUCUCCCUUUUAUAAUCUGAAGACUAAAGACGAGGGAGAAGCAAAGGAAAGCAGAUGGAAGUUUUGUUUUCUUUGAACUUGUUUACAGUGAAGUCAUCACUUCUGAUAGAAUGUUCUUCUUGCCCUGAAUAUUAUAAUAAAGCAAGAAACAUUACGUCUGCUGCUUAGGAGGGAGCUCUAUUAAACCAACAUAGCCAUGCCUCCAUCAAAGAAUAGAGGUCUGGAGAAAUUGCCUUCAGAAAACAGGAAACGGUGACUCUGUGCCAAGAACAGCCAGGACAGGACAGUGCAGUGUUUGACUAAACUAAAGCUAAGCUGCAGCUUUAGGUAAUAUGUGUGUGUUCUCACGUGAUCGUCUCCACGUGUCUGCCACUUUGAUGAAAACACUGACAUCAGAUCAGACUGCUACUGCAAAGCUCUCACGUCACGCGGUGUAGUUUCUGUUAUUUUGUGGAAAAUUUCAGUGAAGUCUGCUCUUGUGUCAGACGUUUGUCUUUGCUGACAGUUAGGAUUGUAUGUCACAUGUCCAUCUGUUUUGUGCCAGUGUUGCCUGUUGUUACAGCAGUGAUGUCGUAAACAUCAUUGCCACGUGUCGCUCCAGUGAGAUUUGACAGCUCAGCUCAACUCAUGACAGAAAACUGUGUCAGCUGCCCUUUUUCUCUUGUCGAUUUAAAUUACUCCAGACAUCUGUUGGCAGACUUACAUAAUAAUAACCAGUAAAUUAAGUGCUGCUCACUGUUCACAGCAAUGCCGGCAAUGUCCUGAUGCGUCCAAAGCUUUCAAAGUGCUAGUUAGCGUAUAUGAUCAACAGCAGAAUCUGUAAGGGUUGUCAAAUGUCUGUAAUCUUACAGUAACAACACUAUUAGCCACCAGAUAGAAAAACAUCUUUCAAACCUGCCACUUUCCUCGCAGUGAACCAUUAACACACCAGACGCCUUUCUGAGGUUCACACCAGUGUUGUAAAUGGUCCCACUUACUGCUCAAACAUAGUCUGAAGAGACCUGUAGUAAUGGAGGCACACAACAGAGGAAGACAUGUUUUCAGCUAAUUGAGUUUCUCGUUGAUGUGGUAGAUCAAAGCUAUGAAAGUAAAGUUCAGAUUUAGUAGAACUGAAGUUGAAUUAUUGUUUUUAGCUCUUAGCUCUUUUUAACACUCUUCACAAACAGAAACGUGAAAACAUUCAUCAUCUAUACAUUGUAGAAAGCUAAACUGUCCCAAACCAGACACACAUGUGAUAGUCAAUGUUAUUUUUAAUGAGGAGUCAUGUAACCGUGUUAUUUCCCCACACUUUCCCUUUGAGGAGAAAUCCAGUUGCAUUUGGCAGCCUGAUAUUCAUUCUACCUAUGGUGCCUUGAAAUUGCAAAUCAGGUAAAAUUUCAUGAUCAGCUGCUAUAUUUGUCUUUUGAUUUGGCACUCCAAAUCCGUUUUUCAGGGUAUGUGUUCUGAACGAUUUCUGAAGUGUAAUUAUAGGCGAGGAAUGACAAACCCCUGAAAAUUCCCAUGUGGUAAUUUGGAAUAAGACAUGAAUCAGCGUUUUCAUCUUUGUGGACCAUUUAUUUGUUGUGGGAAAUCUUGUUAAAGGGAAGUGAAGAGGUGACUUUGAACAGGUGCCAUCUAUGUUGGAUUCUGGGUUAUUUCAUGAUGCUCAGGGUGCAGGGUUUUAGAUUCUGAAAUGUAAUGAACAGUAUUUGUUUCUUGUUGAGAAAUAAUCACUCUUAAUGUAAAAAUCAGUCACAGGCCUUUGUGAGGUGUAAUUGUGCCUGUGGUCAAAAGUGAAAUGUGAAAAACAAUGAGCUUAGAGGCAUUUUGUAACAUUUGUACAGUGGACCAGUGUUGUAACGCCUUUUUUUUUUUUUUAAUUAUUAAAAUUAUUAUAAUUAUUAUAAUUAUUAUUUUAUUUUGCCCUGAACCAAAGCUCAGAAUGCAGAGGCUGAACAUUUCCUUAAGUCUAUCAUAUGUUGAACUGAGCUUGGACCUGGAAAGAUUUUUUUUUAAUUAUUAUUGUACUACCUCAUGUUUCUGCACGUUUUCACCUUCUUUGCUGAGCCAUUUUUUAAUUUUUCCAACAAAGACAUUCCUCAAUUAGAGACACAACUUGUCAGAUUUCAAAGAGCUUUUCAUUUCAUGUCGUAUGUGUGUGUGCAUGCGUGUGUUGGGUGUGCGCAGUUCUCCUUGGAUUAUAGAAGCAUCACAUCGGUUUAGAAUAAGUGACACAGCACACAGACUGCUUGACUGGGUUUACAUUGCUAUGACAGAUGUUUACACACCUAGCUCAGCACAGGCCACAAUGUUUUAUGUUUAAUCUUUUUUUUUUUUUAAAUUCAGUGAAAAUCGUACCUCAGUUCCUCACCUUUGUUUCUCUAAUGUAUGAAUAUUUGAUUGUGUGGGGUAGAAACGAUAAUCUUGAACUGGAGAUAAGCUAAUGGUAGAGCUGAGCUUGAGAUGAUCAGCUGUGUUUCAGUCUAUCUAGAUAUGAGGACAAGCUUUUAAUUCACUAUAGAGGAAUGUACAUGAAAUAUCAAGAGAUUUAAAGGGCCAGUGUGUGGGAUUUAGUGACAUCUAGUGGUGUCACUCAUUACAACCCCCUGACCUCACCUUUCCUGAGAAAUACACAGGCCCUGCCCUACAGGGCUACUAUAGAAACAUGACAGUUCAGCUGGCUCCCUCUGUGGAAAGAAAAGGCUCUCAUUCUAAGUUAACACAAUUUUUGGUGUUAAGACACUAAUAAACAUAUCUGACAUUCUGGCAAUGGAAACCUCUAAAUCAUACACACUGGAUCUUCAAGCAAACCCUCAAACCAGUCUGCUCCCUUCCCAUGUAGCUCCCUCCUGAUGCUUUCGUUUGGUGUUGGGAUAUAGUGCACCGGUGUUUGACUAAUGACUAAUAGGUCACUUUACAUGCAAAACUCUUCUCUAUGCAACUCUGCCUCCCUGGAACAAUCCAGGCCAGAUUGGUUUUGUUUUAGUCCUCUGCUUCUCAUUCUAUAAUCUACAACUGGACCUCAUAGUGUUCAGACUAUGACCCUUUAUUUCAAAUAAAUUUGCUGUCCCUGGUUGUACAUGUUACUAAAGCCAUUUGCUUGAAUGAAAACAUGCUUUGUUUUUUAUUGCUAAAUUUGUACAUAUCAGGGUUCUGUUUCAAUAAAGGUUGGAAAUACCUCUAA